AUGUCGAAUAUGAUCUAUCUGACUGCAAUAAGCGUUUUGUACUUGCCUGUUUUACUGUUUGAGGCUUUUGUCUUGUCGAAAGGCAAGUAUGAGAGGUCAGUGGUGCCGAGCUCUGCCUCUCGCCUGGUGGCCAGGAUGGACGGGGAUAUUAUAAUCGGGGCCCUCUUCUCUGUUCACCACCAACCCUCGGCUGAGAAGGUGGCAGAGAGGAAAUGUGGGGAGGUCCGCGAGCAGUACGGCAUCCAGCGAGUGGAAGCCAUGUUCCACACUUUGGAUCAGAUUAACUCGGACCCAAACCUUUUACCCAACAUCUCCCUGGGCUGUGAGAUCAGAGACUCCUGCUGGCAUUCCUCUGUAGCUCUAGAGCAGAGCAUCGAAUUCAUACGAGACUCUCUCAUCUCCAUCCGGGAUGAAAAAGAUGGUGCCAGGUGGUGCAUCGAAGGGGAACCUUCCAGUCAACCGCCACCAACCAAGAAGCCCAUUGCAGGGGUCAUUGGGCCCGGCUCAAGCUCAGUUGCAAUUCAAGUCCAAAACCUUCUGCAGCUGUUCAACAUCCCACAGAUUGCCUACUCUGCAACCAGUAUUGACCUUAGUGACAAGACGUUAUUCAAGUAUUUCCUCAGGGUUGUACCCUCAGACACUCUUCAAGCCAGGGCGCUUUUGGACAUUGUCAAACGAUACAACUGGACCUAUGUGUCAGCAGUGCACACAGAGGGUAACUACGGGGAGAGUGGGAUGGAAGUGUUCAAAGAGCUUGCCUCGCAGGAAGGCCUCUGCCUUUCCCAUUCUGACAAGAUCUACAGCAACGCCGGGGAGAAGCAAUUCGACAGGCUUCUGCGGAAGCUGCGUGAGCGUCUGCCUAAAGCCAGAGUUGUUGUCUGCUUCUGUGAAGGCAUGACAGUCCGAGGGCUGCUCAUGGCCAUGAGACGGCUCGGAGUAGCCGGAGAGUUCCUACUAAUUGGCAGUGACGGCUGGGCAGACCGCAAUGAAGUGGUGGAGGGAUAUGAGCAGGAGGCGGUGGGCGGCAUCACUGUGAAGCUGCAGUCUGAAGAGAUCUCCUCCUUUGACAACUACUUCCUGAAGCUCAGGCUCAGCACCAACACCCGCAACCCGUGGUUCCCCGAGUUCUGGCAGUACCGUUUCCAGUGCCGCCUUCCCGGACAUCCGCUAGAAAACUUGAAUUACGCAAGAAACUGCUCAGGUUAUGAGAAUCUGGAGGACAACUAUGUUCAAGACAGCAAGAUGGGCUUCGUCAUCAACGCCAUUUACGCCAUGGCCCACGGGCUGCAUGACAUGCACACUCACCUCUGCCCCGGCCACGUGGGGCUCUGUGACGCCAUGGUGCCCGUUGACGGCAGCCACUUACUUGACUUUCUUCUCAAGACGACCUUCGCAGGUGUUUCUGGGAAGGAUAUUUGGUUUGACGAGAACGGGGACUCACCUGGGAGAUAUGAGAUCAUGAACUUCCAGCGUGUGGAGCCGGGUGUUUAUGACUACAUCAACAUCGGCUCCUGGCACGAGGGCAUGCUCAGCAUCGACGACGACAUGAUGAUGAUGAACCGCAGCACCAUGGUCCGCUCUGUGUGCAGUGAGCCCUGCUCCAAAGGAGAGAUCAAGGUGAUCAGGAAGGGAGAGGUGAGCUGCUGCUGGAUCUGCACAGCCUGCAAAGAAAAUGAGUACGUCCAGGAUGAGUUCACGUGUAAGGCGUGUGAUCUUGGCUGGUGGCCUGAUGAAGAACUAGAAGGCUGUGAGCCAAUCCCUCUGCGCUACCUGGAGUGGAGCAAUCCUGAAUCCAUUAUCCAGGUGGUUUUCGCCUGCGUGGGCAUCUUGGUCACGUCGUUUGUUGCCUUCAUCUUUGUCCUGUACCGAGACACGCCUGUGGUCAAAUCCUCCAGCCGGGAGCUCUGCUACAUCAUCCUGGCAGGGAUCUUUUUGGGCUAUCUCUGCCCUUUCACCCUCAUCGCCCGUCCCACCGUGGCCUCCUGCUACCUCCAGAGGCUGCUUGUCGGACUCUCGGCCGCUAUGUGCUACUCCGCACUGGUUACCAAAACCAAUCGCAUUGCCCGCAUCCUUGCAGGGAGCAAGAAGAAGAUCUGCACCAGGAAACCGAGGUUCAUGAGUGCAUGGGCUCAGGUGGUCAUCGCCUCGAUCCUGAUCAGUGUCCAGCUCUCAUUGGAGGUUACUCUUAUCAUCAUGGAGCCUCCUGAACCCAUCAAAUCCUACCCGAGCAUCAGAGAAGUCUUCCUGAUCUGCAACACCAGCAACGUCGGUGUUGUGGCCCCACUGGGCUACAACGGCUUGCUGAUCAUGAGCUGCACGUAUUACGCCUUCAAGACCCGCAACGUCCCUGCAAAUUUCAACGAAGCCAAAUACAUCGCCUUCACCAUGUACACCACGUGUAUUAUCUGGCUGGCGUUUGUGCCAAUCUACUUUGGCAGCAACUACAAGAUCAUCACCACGUCGUUCUCUGUGAGCCUCAGUGUGACUGUAGCCUUGGGCUGUAUGUUCACACCAAAGAUGUACAUCAUCAUCGCCAAACCAGAGCGAAAUGUGCGGAGUGCAUUCACGACCUCAGAUGCUGUGCGUAUGCAUGUCGGCGACGGCAAAAUUGCCUGCCGAAGCAACAGCCUUCUCAACAUGUUCAAGAGGAAGAAGAACACUGGAAAUGGCAGUUCUAAUGGAAAGUCUGUGUCAUGGUCUGAACCAGGUGCAAGACAUCCUCCAAAAGGGGAUCACACGUGGCACAGACUGUCAGUGCAUGUGAAGAGACAGGAAGCAGGUUCCAAUCAGAUGGCUGUCAUCAAACCCUUAACUAAUACCUACCAAAACACAGCCUUGGAAUUCUCAGACCUCAGCACUAAGACCUUGUACAAUGUGGCUGAGGAGGACGAGAGCGAUCCUGUCAGAUACAACCCCCCUGUCACUCCCCCCAUGAUGGCUCACGGGCAAAUGCCGGCCUGUGGGUUUUUAAAGGACGUGGAUGAAGAGGUGGAGCUCUAUACCCCCGAACAUCGGCAGGAUAGUAGAAUCAUCCCCCAACAUAUCAUUAUGGACCACCUACAGCAGGAGAUGGUGGUGGGCAAAUUCAACUGUGAUGUCCCUGAGCUGAAUGAUAUGAUUAGCAUGCCUGAGGCUGUGAGCGGCGGCAUGCCCGUGUACCACCAGGCCCACCUCAUCCAGCAGGACCCAAUCCUGCCUGUGCACCUCGACCCGUUCGAUGAGGAGCCCACCUCUCCCUUAGAGGAGGAGGAGGAGAUGGAGAAUGAGCAGUUCGGCCUUCUCCAUGGCUACAUGUACAACAAUGCCCAGAUUCAUGACGAGGAGGACCUGGUUGAGGUCAAAUUAGCCGUGGAGGACUCUCUGGCUCUGAUGCCUCCCUCUCCUUUCCGAGAUUGUGCUUGUCCUCCAGUGAGCCCCUACCCCAACUCACCUGUGUCCGAGUCAAUUUUGUGCACUCCUCCCAAUGUGACAUAUGCCUCUGUCAUCCUCAGAGACUACAAGCAAAGCUCCUCAACUCUGUGA
This is a messenger RNA of Scomber scombrus (Atlantic mackerel), 3522 nucleotides long. RefSeq names its product glutamate receptor, metabotropic 1b (gene grm1b). Gene Ontology annotation, cellular component: postsynaptic density membrane. NCBI's taxonomy places the organism in Eukaryota, Metazoa, Chordata, Actinopteri, Scombriformes, Scombridae. The record is from RefSeq and is a predicted model, not a curated record. Bases 1 to 3522 code for a protein of 1173 amino acids. The transcript has 8 exons. Gene Ontology annotation, molecular function: G protein-coupled receptor activity involved in regulation of postsynaptic membrane potential; adenylate cyclase inhibiting G protein-coupled glutamate receptor activity. Gene Ontology annotation, biological process: G protein-coupled glutamate receptor signaling pathway; regulation of synaptic transmission, glutamatergic.